Polistes dominula (European paper wasp) is the source of this 1648-nucleotide messenger RNA. RefSeq lists its product as uncharacterized. Gene Ontology annotation, cellular component: mitochondrion; ribonucleoprotein complex. Gene Ontology annotation, molecular function: selenocysteine insertion sequence binding; ribonucleoprotein complex binding; mRNA 3'-UTR binding. NCBI's taxonomy places the organism in Eukaryota, Metazoa, Arthropoda, Insecta, Hymenoptera, Vespidae. The record is from RefSeq and is a predicted model, not a curated record.
UCAAACGAACUAAAGUCUCUGGGAUCACUGUUUACAAGCAUAAAGGUAGUCGUUGAACAAAGUACAGUAAAUAUUGUAUCAAUAGUUUUAGUGAAUAUUUAGUGAAUAUAUAAUCAAGGUUAUUUACAUUUCUUUGUUUAAUAAAAGAUAUUAACAAUAUGGACGAUGAUUCAAGAAUACUCACAGCUUGGUCAAAUGUGUUGGUAAGGGUGCUAUUCCGCGAAGAAGACACGUCGGAUAAAGAUUCGGCAUCAAUUCAGCUCAAUUCAAUUCCUCAGUUUAAUUCUCAAAAUCAAAUGGAACAUAAUACAGUUGUGCAACAUCGUAGAAUUCUAAAAUUUAAUGAUAAAAUGGCUUACUCCAUGUUGAAAAGAAAUAAAUUUUGUAAAAAGAAAGACGAUUCUGAUGGACUCAUGCAUGAAUUAGGAAAAUUGUUUGAAAUACAAAUCAAACAGAUGAAAGAAGAAAUGAAAGCUGAAAAGUUGAAAAAACAAGUUUGUUCAAAGAAAAUAUAUGAACUAGAACGUAGUAUCGAUCUUAUGGAAAAGAAAUUCCGAUGUUAUAAGAUAAUUAAGGAAAGAAGAGAAAAAGGUCUAAGCGUGAAUAAUAUUAAUUUCAAUAGUUUAAAGAUAAAGUCAGAUCCAAAAAUUGACAUAGAUUAUGUCAAACGUAUGUCAACAUUAAAUAUUUACGAUAAAGAUUACAGACAUUCUAUAGGAGAGAAUAUUUCAGAAGAUACUGUACAACAUCGGCCAGAUUUGACUCAAAAGUUUGAUCAGUUAAAUAUUUCCAAUGUUCAAAAUGAGCAUAUUUGUAUUUCUCCUAAUGAAAAUUCAACUUUUGCUGUGAAUGAUUUAGGUGUUUCAUUAAAUUCAAAUUUGUCUUUUAACGAUGAGAAUAAUGUAGACGUUAAACCAAACAUGUUGUUUGAUUUGAAAUAUUCGAAAAAUUUUAGAGAAUAUUGUAAUAAUUUAGUAACGUUGUCUCUUAACGUAUCAUUGGAUAAAUUUUUAUCCGAAAUUCGAAGACUACAAAGUAAACUUUAUAAUAGAAAUGAAAAUAAAGGCAAGUAUAAACGUCGUUAUUAUUCAGGUUUAAAGGAAGUAAAUAAACACGUUAUGUUGAAAAAAGUACGAUUCGUGAUAAUAGCACCGGAUAUUGAAAACAUUGUAUCAGCAGGAGGUUUAAACGAAGAGGUUGACAAAUUAUUAGAAAUAUGUAGAAAGAAUGAAACGCCAUAUUGCUUUGGUUUACGUAGACGGAAACUUGGCUAUUAUGCUCAUGGUAAUGGAUUCGUAAGCUGUAUAGGAAUCUCUAAUUACGCUAAUGCCGAGGAACUCUUUUGGAAUGUUCUCGUCGAAGUAAUAAAAGCGCGAAAUUCGUUUGAAAAAUUACAAGGAAAGUCGAAGGAAAUGGUCAACGUGUCCAAGUUAACUCAAGAAAAUGGUCUCUUGACGGAAAACAUUAAAGUCGUGUUAAAAAGUUUAACAAUGAUAACUUAAGGCAAGCAAUUUUUAUAUAUUUUCUUCUCAUACGUCGCGAAAAUUUGAAAUAGAAAGAGAAAGAAACAAAUGCAACUCUUUAAAUUUGCAUCUGCUUAAUUCUGGUAAUUCUCAGAGAUAGAGGAGUACUCGGUAGGUAAAAAAAA